AUGCAGAGCAUCGAGGAUGGAAUCGUCAAAGUUGACUUCCAUCACCCAUUUACGCCGUAUGAUGUUCAAGAGCAGUUUAUGAGAACGGUUUAUCAAGUGCUUGAAUCAGGCCAAGGGCAAGUCGGAAUACUGGAGAGCCCGACAGGCACUGGAAAAUCUCUCUCUCUGAUCUGCGCUUCUCUCACAUGGUUGCGUAAUCACAAAUCGUCCGCUUACCAAACGGCCCUGGAAGAGGCGAAAUCGUCAUUCAAGGAUGAGCCGGAUUGGAUGGUUGACCAGCUCCUACGUCGGAAAAGGGAAGAGCUAGUACGAACGUGGGAAGACAGAGAGAAGCGACUUGAGGAUGCGAGGCUGAAAGAGAAAGCUCGUGAAGAGCGUGUGCGCAAAAAGCGCAAAUUCGAAGCCGUUGUCGCCGCCCGCAAGGCAGGCGAGGAAGACGACGGCGAAGAAUGGAUGCUGGAUGACUGGGAUGGCGAGACUGUGACUGCGUCUGCGCCAAAAGAUGCUCUCUCCGGCCUCAGCAAAGAGUCGCGCGACGUUCUUGAGAGGAUGGGCCUCGGCGGGCCGGAGCAGCAAAACGAUGACGGUGAUGCACUAAAGGAGGAGAUCAAGAUCUAUUAUACUUCCAGAACGCAUUCACAGCUCUCCCAGUUCAUCACGGAACUGCGACGACCUACAUUCCCCGCAUCCCUGCCGGAAGACUUGCACGGCGGCGGUGCAAAGGCCCAAGAUGAGGCUGUCAAACUUUUGCCGCUGUCCUCCCGGCAGAAACUAUGCAUCAACCCCAGUGUGUCACGCCUUAAGUCCGUCCAAGCCAUCAAUGACCGUUGCGCAGAGCUGCAGCGGCCAAAAUCAGGCCGCAAAUGUGACUUUGUCCCUAGAGAGGAGCUUCUGGCGCAGACGCACGAAUUCCGAGACACCGCGCUCGCGACAAUUCCGGACAUUGAAGACCUCCACCAACUGGGCAAGUCUCUCCAAGUGUGUCCGUACUAUGCGUCGCGAACGGCCUUGCCUGGCGCGGAGAUUGUCACGCUGCCAUAUCCGCUGCUGCUGCAGAAGAGCGCCCGGGAUGCGCUGGGGAUCAAGCUCGAAGGCAAUGUUGUCAUUGUUGACGAAGCGCACAACAUCAUGGACGCUGUCUCGAACGUGUACGCGGCAGACAUGAAGCUGAGCGACCUUCGCAGAUGCCGAGAGAUGCUGGGGGUCUACGUGCGAAGGUUUGGAAAGAAGCUCAAGGGUGUGAAUCGUGUCAACGUUGGCCGAGUUGGUCGCGUUGUCGAAGGACUCAGCGAGUAUAUGAACACCACGCUCAAUGCCAAGCUCGCUUACAAAAUCGAAGGCUAUGCUUCCCACGUCGACAGUAAACAGGAAGAUGGGAAGCAGCAUGCUCCCAAGUCAAGCACACCGGUACUGCACACGUUUGUGUCUUUUCUCAUUGCGCUUACAAACCUGAGCUCAGAAGGUCGCAUAUUCUACCAGAAACUGCGAGGAGCUCAGGCGGACGUGCAGUUAUCAUACCUGCUCCUGUCACCCACAUACGCCUUCUCGUCUAUUGCCUCUAGCGCAAGAGCGGUCAUCUUGGCGGGUGGUACAAUGUCGCCGUUUGAUGACUAUAAAGAUCAUCUAUUCCCGACGCUCGACGACUCCAAAAUCACCACUUUGAGCUGCGGCCACGUUAUUCCGUCCACAAAUCUUUGCGUCCGCACACUGGCUGCGUCGAGAGCGGGCGGGCCGUCCUUUGAGUUUAGCUACCAGCGACGCGGCGAUCAAGAAAUGAUUGCACUGCUUGGGCUGGCCAUUUUGAACAUGUGUUCUAUCGUUCCAGAUGGUGUUGUCGUUUUCUUCCCGAGCUACGGCUACCUCGACGAAGUCGUGGAAGCCUGGAAGAAGAAGCGACCAGGAGAUACCCAACCCACCUGGGAGCGUCUCCAGUCUAAAAAGACAAUCUUCCAAGAGACAAAGGGUGCGUCCAGCGACGAGGUUCUCCAAAAGUAUUCCGAGGCCAUACUGGGACCCCCGGGCAGCCGGGCUGGCAGCGGCGGCGCUCUGCUGCUCAGCGUCGUCGGCGGCAAGAUGUCCGAGGGCAUCAACUUCUCCGACCGACUCGGACGACUGGUGGUCAUCAUCGGCCUGCCGUACCCCAACAUCGCGUCGCCCGACUGGAAGGCCAAGAUGGAGUACAUCGAAUCCUCGACCAAGGCGCGGCUGCUGGAGCGCGGCGGUGGCAUCACGCCGGCCGAGGCCGCCGCUCGCGCGAAGCAGACGGCGCGAGACUUUUACGAGAACUCGUGCAUGCGGGCGGUCAACCAAAGCAUCGGACGCGCGAUCCGCCACCGAGGCGACUACGCGGCGAUCGUGCUGCUGGACAAGCGGUACACGGGCGAGGGGAUUCGCAGCAAGCUGCCGGGCUGGAUCCAGGGCGGGCUGCAGAUGGAUUCGCAGGAAAGGGGCCUGGGGGGGAUAAUGGGAGCCUUGGGGUCUUUCUUCCGAGGAAAGAAAACGGGUAACUAG
Molecule: messenger RNA, 2511 nt
Organism: Cordyceps fumosorosea ARSEF 2679
Lineage: Eukaryota; Fungi; Ascomycota; Sordariomycetes; Hypocreales; Cordycipitaceae
Product: DNA helicase (DNA repair), Rad3 type
Exons: 4
Coding region: 1-2511 (836 amino acids)
Biological process (GO): establishment of sister chromatid cohesion; nucleobase-containing compound metabolic process
Cellular component (GO): nucleus
Molecular function (GO): hydrolase activity, acting on acid anhydrides, in phosphorus-containing anhydrides; DNA helicase activity; DNA binding
Source: RefSeq, a predicted model, not a curated record